This is a messenger RNA of Penicillium cinerascens, 309 nucleotides long. Its product is annotated as signal peptidase complex subunit 1. Gene Ontology annotation, cellular component: signal peptidase complex; endoplasmic reticulum membrane. The coding region runs from base 1 to 309 and encodes 102 amino acids. The transcript is spliced from 3 exons. Gene Ontology annotation, biological process: protein targeting to ER. NCBI's taxonomy places the organism in Eukaryota, Fungi, Ascomycota, Eurotiomycetes, Eurotiales, Aspergillaceae. The record is from RefSeq and is a predicted model, not a curated record.
AUGGACGAGCUACUUGCACCUCUCCGGGAUAUUUUCGAGGGCCAGAUUGACUUCCACGGUCAGCGCCUUGCAGAUAUCUUGAGCACAGUCUUGUUGAUUAUCUCCGGUGCCGUCAGUUUCAUCGUCGGAUACAUCUACAAGGACAUCCACCUCACGCUAUGGAUCGGUCUCGCCGGCACGCUAUUCACUGGACUCGCCGUUAUUCCACCCUGGCCCAUUUAUAACCAGAACCCGGAGAGAUGGAUGGGCUCUGCGGGCGGGAAGGCAAUCACACCCAAAGUACUCGUGGACGGGGUCAAGGUGGCUUGA